Molecule: messenger RNA, 3481 nt
Organism: Triticum urartu
Lineage: Eukaryota; Viridiplantae; Streptophyta; Magnoliopsida; Poales; Poaceae
Product: RNA-binding CRS1 / YhbY (CRM) domain protein
Molecular function (GO): RNA binding
Source: RefSeq, a predicted model, not a curated record
GCAGCUGCAGCCGGAGACCAGCCCAGGGUUUACCGCCCGCGCCGCCUGCUAAACCCUCCCCCAUUCCGCCUACCUCGCUGCCGCCGCCGCCGCCUUCCAGAACCACCGGUGGCCAGGCGACGCGGUCGACCGAGCCAUGUGGGCUCUGAGAAGCCUCCGCCGGAACCUCCCGAAGGCAACCUCUUCGUCGCUCCACCGGAGGUGCGCCCCGUCGAUUAGCUCCGAGGACUUCGCGGCGAGGGGGCGAGGGGGCGAGGCGGCUGCGGCCUCAAUAUCAGCCGCGUUAGUGCCGGCGAGCACGGACGGCGGUGGGGUAUGCCGGCGGUUGAUGUCGACGAGCAAGGGGAGAAUGCGGAGCAAGGUGGAGAAGCGGAUGGGGAGGGAGACCGGCCGCACGCAGAGGGAGCUGCGCCGCGCGGUCAAGCUCCGAAAGAAGCUCAUGACCGAGGACGAGAGGCUCAUCCACAGCAUGCGGAGGGCCAAGAAAAAAGUUGCUUUACUUCUACAAAAGCUCAAGAAGUAUGAGCUACCAGACCUACCAGCUCCUCGUCAUGAUCCAGAGCUGUUAACAGCUGAGCAGCUACAGGCUUACAAGAAGAUUGGAUUCAGAAAUAAAAACUAUGUCCCUGUUGGAGUUCGUGGAGUCUUUGGAGGUGUUGUUCAAAACAUGCACAUGCACUGGAAAUUCCAUGAGACAGUGCAAGUUUGCUGUGACAAUUUCCCAAAGGAAAAAAUUAAGGAAAUGGCAUCAAUGCUGACAAGAUUGAGUGGUGGUAUAGUGGUUAACAUUCACAAUACCAAAACAAUUAUCAUGUUUCGUGGAAGGAACUACCGUCAACCAAAGAACCUCAUACCUUUUAACACGCUUACCAAACGGAAGGCUUUAUUCAAGGCUAGAUAUGAGCAGGCUCUUGAGUCACAGAAACUGAAUAUCAAGAAAAUAGAGACACAACUUCGUCGCAAAGGUAUUAACCCAGAGGACCCAGUUGCCAUGGCCAGCAUCCAGCGAGUUGCCUCGGCAUUCUUUCGAGCCAUAGACGAGCAGCAAGGUACUCCCUAUGUCUUCCAUGGGGAUAAACAACCUACUGCUGGGACUACGGAAUUAAAAGAAGCAGAUGUUGAGCCAGCUGAGGAUAGCGACCAGGAGGAGCUUGACAACUUCAUUGCAGAAAUAGAGAAUGCAGCAGAGAAGCAAUGGGAGGAAGAGGAGGCAGCAGAGAAAGAAGAAACUUCAAGGCUGCAGUAUCGCUACAGAGAAGAGAUGAUGGGUGAGCGGAGGGGUUUCAAUAGAAGCUAUGACAACUCAGAUGCCGAUGAUAGAACCCAGGGAAGAUACAGGAGAGAUAACGACAACAAUAAAUGGGCAACAGAUACAAGGAGAUGGGAUGAUGACAGUGAGAUAGAGGCGUCAGGUGAGGAUGUGGGUGAGCGCAGGGGUUUCGGGAGAAGCUAUGAUAACUCAGAUGCUGAGGAUAGAAGCCAGGGAAGACACAGGAGAGAGAACAAAAACAACCGAAGAACAUCAGGUUCGAGCAGGUUGGAUGAUGAUACCGAGGCGUCAGGCGAGGACUGGGACAUUGAUGAUGGCAGGGAUAGUAUGGUUGGAUUCGACAAGGAGAGGCAUGUACCUGAUGAACAUCCUCGGCGAUUUGACAGCAUGCGACAUGAGAGGAGUAGUUCCAGUCACAGGCAGAAUUAUAUGCCUGGGGCCUCCAGAAGUCCCAGCCGGACCCCAAAGAAUGCAGUUAGUGUUUCUGAGGACAGUGAGGAUGAUGUGUCAGACAGUGAAGAUGAUGAGGUGUGGGGAGCAGAUUACAAGGAAGAGACGAGCUCGAGUGCCCCGAACGUGAAUUUUCCUAAUUACAAGAGCAGCAGCGAGGAGGAGGAUACCGGCGACAACUGGAUGCGUGGUGGCAGAACCAGCCAAACGAAGAAGAAUACCGACGAGGACUGGGACAGUGACUGACAAAUUGAAAAAGAACAGUCAAGCCUGCAUCAUAUGUUGUCACAUUUCUGCAGGAGAGUUCGUUGGGCUUGUUUUUCGUGGGAGCAUCCGUCUCGGUGCUGCAGACGGUGCCGCUUGAUUCCACCUGACAUCAUGCUGGGUUGGGUGCUCAUAAAUAAUUGUUUGAAUUGCGUCUCCAAAUAUGUAGUUGGCGCAUCCCCGAAGGCCGAAGCAGUCUGCCAGUUGCCAGCAGCCGCGUGACCAUAAUAGCAGGAGGUCAUGGUGUUGUUGAAUGUUGUCCUUGGCUGAAAGUGUUUCGGCAGUUUGAUAGGUCGAAGGGGUCUGGUGGUUCUACACAUCUGAAUCUCUUGUUAUGAGAUCAUUCGUAAGAACGGGUUUGCCGUGAACAAAAAGGCUUGCACAUAGGAAUAUUUGAAGGCCCUACUUGUUGUGCCCCCUCGAGGCAUAUACAUUUAUUCAUUCAUCCAUUGGGAUGCUCACCAUAACGCAAAUGGCCAUUUUGUUUUCCAUCCUGGCUUAUUGGUCCCCUCCGUAUUUUGUGCCAAAUUUUGACCAUAGAUUUAACUAAUAAAUUGUUAAUACAUGUCAUAAAGAAUUAUGUCAUUCGGAUUCGUAUUUGAACAUAGUUUCUGAUGAUGUUAUUUUUGCUAUGUAUAACUUAUAUUUUAUUAGCGAAAAUCCUGGUUAAAAUAUGACCCUAACUAUGAGGGGGGCUAAUAAACCAGGACGUGUGUUGAGCAUGUCUGAGCCACCAUAUUUCAUAAAUCGUUACACGAUCUUAUUAUUUGAAAAAAAAAUCCUGGCAGUUCUAAUUAGAAUGCCCGGCUUGUGGGCAGGGACAGGAAGACGUGCGUCACAGCUCUCCUGCAGCGUCGCAAGGCAAAGAAAAUUUGGAGGCUGGUAAGAGUUGAAGAAUUGAUUGAUUUCUAGGGCAUGUGCUGGUGACCGAGCGGGUGAGGCUGCUCCGCAGUUCCUUCUCCACCUAUCUACUCAAGCCUGUGCUGUGCUCGGGCUGGGAAACAGCCGCGGGCUGUUUGCCGUUGGUGCCUGAUAGUGGGGAAGACAUGAACUAGUGCACCAAGGGCAGACACGGAUCGAGCCAUUCGAGUUCUUGUGUAGUUCUUGUGUCAAACUACAUGGUUGCCUAUUCCCCGAAGGCUAUGGCAAAGAAAGGAGGAUGGCUCAAACCUCCGAGUGGCUACACCAAGCUAGAUGUCGAUGCGGCAUUUGAUCACGACUUGCUCCGAGGAGCCACAGGCGCAAUCCUGAGCGUCUACUUGAUAGUUGUAUCGACGUCCUAUCAACACAAGCUCUAGCCAUGAAGUUCGGGCUCCAGCUCGCACAUAUUGGCUGGUUGCAACCGAGUAGUCAUAAACUCUAAUAAUCUGGAGCUAACUGAGGUAUGGUGGCAGAUCCUCAGGUGUUGUGGCUGUGAUUUUCGAUGAGUGCUACUCCCUCUGUUCCUAAAUAUAAGUCUUUUUAAAGAUUCCACUAUGAACUAUAUAUGAAUGUAUA